This is a messenger RNA of Aspergillus calidoustus, 981 nucleotides long. NCBI's taxonomy places the organism in Eukaryota, Fungi, Ascomycota, Eurotiomycetes, Eurotiales, Aspergillaceae. The record is from the annotation of a GenBank genome assembly.
AUGGGCGGCCAUUUCUCCAAAAUACACAAAACACCCACGCCAGCACUCACCCCUAGACCCUCUACCGACAAAAACGGAUACCUCGCAAAACCAAGUGGAAAAUGCUGCCUCAAAGGCACAAUACACGACGGUGAACCUCGGGGCCACUGGGAGACAAUCGCCGACGUAACCACAUACAUCUCCACGCCUCCAAAGGACAAAGCGAACGGCCACGUCCUCCUCUAUUUCCCGGACGUCUGGGGUAUGUUUCCCAACGGGUUGUUGGUUAUGGAUGCUUUUGCCGAUGCGGGAUUCUUGACCCUGGGGUUGGAUUAUUUUCGGGGGGACCCGGUCUGGAAACAUCGCAAGAACCGCCACGACACAUCGAAUUCGGACUUUGACUACGAGGCCUGGAAGCGCAAGCAUACGACUUUUGCGGAUGAAGCGGUCCCGAGAUGGGUCAAGGCUGUUAUAGAGCGCUAUCAACACAGCCACAGCCAUAAUACCACAGGGAAAAAGACCAAGUUCGUCUGCGUGGGCUACUGCUUCGGCGCACCAUAUGUAUGCAACAUGCUGGCAGGUGAUGGGGAUAGCAUCGUAGCCGGAGCCUUUGCCCACCCGGCCUUUCUGAAGGAGAGUCAUUUCUGUAAUAUCCAGAAACCGCUCUUCCUCUCCUGCGCGGAAACAGACCACACCUUCGACGGCCCUUCUCGGCAGCGUGCCCUGCAGAUUCUGCAGCAGGAGAACAAGACGUAUCACUAUCAGCUGUUUUCCGGUGUUGAGCAUGGGUUUGCUCUGCGUGGGGAUCCGGGCGAUCCGUAUCAGCGCAAAGCACCGUGCUCCCGGGUGCAGCUAUCCUGCAAAGCAGCCAAGGGUCCGCAAGCUUGGUGGACCGCAAUCCUCGGCGAGACGCCGGGGUGUCCAACCGAGCAUCAGACGAGCGUCAUUUUCACCGCGGGGAGUAGCCGAUAUAAUGAAACUCACGCAAUAGAAAGAACUUAA